Molecule: messenger RNA, 1857 nt
Organism: Synchiropus splendidus (mandarinfish)
Lineage: Eukaryota; Metazoa; Chordata; Actinopteri; Syngnathiformes; Callionymidae
Product: mucin-19
Exons: 13
Coding region: 1-1404 (467 amino acids)
Source: RefSeq, a predicted model, not a curated record
AUGGUAGCUAACUCUUUUUUGGUCUUCUAUAAAAGAGCUGAGGAAGAGAAGGAAGAAGACCCCUUUUGUGCCGCGUCCAAAGAAUUCUAUGCUGCUCACUGCCACAAUGAAGUAAUUGUAGUCUGUGGGGGCUUUGUGGCCCGGGGGAGACAUCGGGUCUCUGAUUUCACUCACCUCACCAAGGGGCCAUCUUCAAUAACACAACUGACGUUUGGUUAUUACAUGUUUAUUGAGACAUUUGUUAUACCGAGGAGAGGAGUUUAUGAGGACAAGUUAAUUCAUUCACAGCCAACAGCAUCAGACCUGAAACGGCCGGACAAAGAGCUCGCUGGAAUGGCCUCCAGUACAUUGAAAAAGGUUUCUUCCGAGGCCAUGCGUUUUGUAGUUCUUGGCCUUCUUCUACCAUCAGUAUUAGUGUCAGGUCAAGCACCAGUCACGCCCACUGGCAGUGCUGCGGGCUCAACAGCGCAAGGCACAACUGCCAGUGGCAUGACCGCAGCCAACACUGGAACAAUGAGCCAGAUGUCGCCGAGCCCUGGCAGCUCAGGAGCCAACACUCAGCCCGGAGCGUCCACUCCUGAUCCAGUCACGUCCAUGAUGACCUCAGGUCUGACGGGAACACCAGCCACCAUGACCUCCAGCUUCCAAACUCAAAUAAUGACAACUCAGGAUUCAAUUCAAAGUGCCACCACUGGUGUAAAUGGGACCAGCUCCUCCAAUGACACCAUGUUGAACUGUCCAUCAUUCACCUGUAAUUACUCAGACUGCAACAUGAUGUACACCACUGCAAAUCAUACUGCCUGCGCUGAUGGCUACUGUCAGCUCAUCCGGCAGAUGGACAUGUGCUACACAGUCAGCUGCGCCGCCUCCUGUGUAGUAACCUGCACCAACUCUUCUCAAACCAACUGCUCCGUCAACUGCUGCAACACAACCAACUGCCUCAGUGGCGACUUCGCAGCCAUGGCAAUGACAACGGCAACAAUGCCAGGAGCAUCGACCGCGUCUAUGACGACCUCCAUGAUGACCACGGCACCGCAAACAACUGCAGAUAACGGAAACAAAUGUCACUCAGCAACAUGUACCGGUGCUACUUGUUACACCAAUUUCAAGACUGUGCAGAAAUGCUCCUCCACACAGUCACACUGUCAGCUGAAAAAGGAGGCUACAAACGCUGGCACGAAGUGGACAGCAGGCUGCACCACCGACUGCUCGGCCCAAACAGCAUGUAAAUCAUCCACGCAACCACCAUGUCAGCUGGAGUGCUGCACAGCCACAACAAGUUCCUGUUUGUUCCUCAACGGUACAUUGAACGUCUACGACUCCUCAUUUGCAAGUCGACUUCACGGCCAUAUAGAAGUGGUAACCUCCUCGCUGUGCCUGUUGGCCAUUGGUUUCCUGCUGUAGGAGCGAAGAGUUUAGCUCAAUGACUUUUAAGGGAACCAGGUUGAUUUAUAUCUGUGGCUUUUCAAUAUAUUAUUGUCAUUAUCUCAUGCCAAUAUGUGACGUAUGUGCAGUGAUUUAACUUUGGGGUUCAUUAAUUUCAUUUUUAAUUCAUUUUUAAAUUAAACAUCAGCAUCAGAGCAUGUUCAUCAUUCUGCUAAUCAGUUAUGUAAAUCUUAUUGUUUGUUUGUUUUUUUUUUACUUGCACUGAUCGAAUACAUAUUAAUCUUUUUGAAACUACCAAGAUUUGUUCCUGCCCUACAAGCCAUCGUCAACAGCUAUGACUACAUGCACUUUACGCAGCACAAAUGUUGAGCUGUCAGAGGUGACGCUGUGAGGAAGACUUCUUAGACUUGCACCAUCGGAUAUGCUGAAGUUUCGUCUGUACAUGCUCUCAAUAGGGUUACGAUUAUCUCA